Molecule: messenger RNA, 747 nt
Organism: Closterium sp. NIES-65
Lineage: Eukaryota; Viridiplantae; Streptophyta; Zygnematophyceae; Desmidiales; Closteriaceae
Source: the annotation of a GenBank genome assembly
AUGCGGUGCCCAAUCCCGCAACUUGUCUUGCACUCGUCUGGCUGCUGCAACACCUAUGUGCACUGGGGCCCCUCGUCUAAGCCCGGUAUUCCCCUGUUGCUGUGGAUCUGCAAUGGAGACCCUGCCUUUGCUGCUGUACUGGCUGCUGCUGUGCCAGGUCCCUCUGUGCCUCCUCCCUUGUCGUCUCUGCCUCUCUAUGCUCUCCCCCACCCACCUGCCUCCUCCCAUCCCCUCUCCCCAACCCCAAACCCCGCAGCACCCUCGCCCUAUCCCCCCCCUCCAUACCCUCCCCUCCUAAUCCCUGCGCUCCCGCCGUCGUGUCCCCCGCCACCUCCUCUCUCCCUCUCUCCCCGAACCAGCCCGCACCGAAGGGCUGGGUCGCCCCCUGGACCCGGAGCCCGACCUGCCCUUGCUGGCCAUCCCGCUGUUGCCCCUGCUGUCCCCUCUCCUCUACUCCACUCGCCGGCCUCUCCUGCCCCUGCUGAACCUCCUGUUGCUGGAUGUGCUGUCCUCUCUCCUCUCCUCCACCAACCUGCCCCUGCUGAACCUCCUGUUGCUGGCUGUGCUGUCCUCUCUCCUCUCCUCCACCAACCUGCCCCUCCUGCCAUUGCUGGCCAUGCUGUUGCUGUUGCUGCCGCUUCUGUUGCUGCUGCUACUGCUGCUGCUGCUGCUGCUGGUGCUGCUGCUGUAGCUGCUGCUGCUGCCGCUACUGUUGCUGCCGCUGCUGUCCUCUCUCCUCUCCCCUAG